CGGCGCGAAGGGCAGCUACUCGUGUGCGGGUUUCUCAGAGGGUCGGGGCAACCCCUUACCGGGCGCUAUGUCCCGGAACCUGCGCACCGUGCUCAUCUUCGGCGGCUUCAUCUCCCUGAUCGGCGCCGCCUUCUACCCUAUCUACUUCCGGCCCCUCAUGCGGCUGGAGGAGUACCAGAAGGAGCAAGCCAUAAAUCGAGCCGGUAUUAUUCAAGAAAAUGUGCAGCCGCCAGGGUUAAAAGUGUGGUCUGAUCCAUUUGGCAGGAAAUGAGAAGGCUAUCACCACCUCGAUUAUGAAAGACAUCUUCAUGCUUUCCAUUCUGCCGCAAGUACAAUAAAUUGCCUCACUGCAGAAGGAUGGCUGGAGAAGAAACUCUGUGAAGCUGGAAAUAAGAGUACUGUGCACAAGGAUUAAUAUUUCCCUUCUUAAGUAUCAAAAGAACCCUGGAGCAAAUCACACCAUUAGGGAGGUUUUCAUGAUUCGAUUUACUUUCUAAAAAUGAAGCUCUCUCACCCAGCUGUGGUUGGAGGAAAUCUACUUACUAUUCAGUCUCUACUGCUUUCCCAGCCAAGCUGUGAUGUGAAUGCAAGCAGCCAGUAGACCUGGGAAGAUCCUAGUCUGUCUUGCCAUCCUUCAAAUAGGAAAUUUCAGUGAAAAGCCAGCGUGCUGAGCAGCCUCAUGGGGCUCUUUGGAAACAUUAAAGUUGAUAAAACUCUGAGGACAAGGUACAUUGUACCCUUUAAGAAUAACAGUUCAGCUUAGCCAUCUUGUUGCCGCAUGUUGGAAAAUAAAUAAAUAUGAAACAAGUUCAACCCAGUGACUGUGCAUGCAUAGUAGAAAUCAGUGUUGAGUUAACGGAAGUGAAAAUAUGUAUAUUAAAAGGAUCUAUUUUUAAUUCACAGUGGUGUUUUUUUAAAAAUCCUAUAUAAACUCAUUAAAUCGCACUAAGAAGCA
Mustela lutreola (European mink) is the source of this 955-nucleotide messenger RNA. RefSeq names its product small integral membrane protein 20. The coding region runs from base 68 to 271 and encodes 67 amino acids. Gene Ontology annotation, biological process: mitochondrial respiratory chain complex IV assembly. The record is from RefSeq and is a predicted model, not a curated record. Gene Ontology annotation, cellular component: mitochondrial inner membrane. The transcript has a single exon. NCBI's taxonomy places the organism in Eukaryota, Metazoa, Chordata, Mammalia, Carnivora, Mustelidae.